CUAUAAUGGAGGUCAAGAAAAAAGAAAUAAACAACUCAGAAAAGAAGAUCAUGCUUAAGGGGCGAAAGAAAAAGAAAGGCUCAUCUUCAGAGAGAGAUGUGAAUACUACAUCUUCCUCUGAAAGGAAGAGUAUCGUUACGAGUGUGACCUUGGAUGGGGCUUUUGAUUAUGUGAAGGGAAAUGGCACAGCUCCUCUGUUCUUUGGUAUAUUUUUUGCUGUUUCAUGCGGUUUGAAUGCACUCAGUCUUUACCAGAUACCGUUUAUGACAAAGAUGCCAGACUUUGAAUGAAGAAAUAGCAGUAGUGCUAACUGGGAAGCAUGAACGGUCGAAACUGUCUGUGCAAAUACUCAAGAAGGCUUUGAAACAAGGUAUGACUGGAGCUCCGAAACCACUAUCGAUAAUUGGAUCACACGAUUAGGGCUUGAAUGCGUUGAUAGUUCCAAGAUUGGAAUCAUUGGCUCCUUAUUCUUUCUCGGAUUUGUACUUGGAGCAGGAUUUUUAUUAAGAUUAGCUGAUAUCAAAGGGAGGAAACCAAUUUUGAUGGCCUCACUAAUAGUAAGUUUAUUCUUCGGAGUGGGAUAUCUAUUCGUUCAAAAUAUUUACCAUAUUUACAUUCUCACGUUCAUUAACGGAAUUGUGGGGUCAGUUCGGAUAUCUUGCUCAUACAUGUACGAGAUGGAAAUGAUACCUGAGAGCAUGAAGAAGAACAUUAACUUGCUGUCUGGCACUAUGGAUUCUUUAUGUGUUAUCUUUAUUGCCUUCUUCUACUAUUGAACGAGGUAUGGGAACGGGAUUCUGCAGAUAUACAUUGUGUUUACUGUGAUUGUGUUGGUGAUUAUGACUCAGAUCCCGGAGACCCCAAGAUUUCUGUAUUCCACUAAACAGUGGGAUAGAUUGCACAAGUGAUUUGACUUGUUUGCUAAGAUGAACAGAGGGAAUGCUCUGACUGUCAAAUUUGAUCAGGAGGAUCAUGAAGUUGAAGAUGAAAAUGGGAAAAUCCGGCCUCCUCUUUGUGAAGACAGACGGAGAGUGAUUAAUCUAAUAGCUAUGGUGUUUAACUGGUGAGUUUGUAGCUUUAGUUUUUAUGUGCUUGGGUUCUUUGUAAAAUAUUUCAAAGGGAAUAUGUACACUAACGCAUGAAUUAUGGGAAUUGCCGAUGUUUUGGCAAAUGUAACUUUGAGAGCUGCUCAGCAAUGUUUAUCCACAAAGAAAGGAUUUGUAAUAUCUUUUUCUUGGGUGUUCUUAUUUACUAUUAUCUAUUUCUUUAUCCAAGAUGAAGUCUCCUUAGUGCCGAUAAUAGUUCUUUGAAUGAGAUUUGGAGUAACGUUUGCUUUCAGUAGCUCAUAUUUCGGUAAUCAAGAAUACUUUGAGUCACAUUACUUAUCAACAGUUUUCGGAAUCUGAAACGUUUUUGCCAGAUCUUCAACAAUAUUUGCUCCUAUCGUAGUUGAAAUGAUACCUCAACCAAUCGUAUUGAUAACAAUCUUCACAUUGGCUUCAGCUAUCACAUCAACUGUUCUGAAGAGACAAACCGAAGGAAGCUUUCAAACUUCUGGCAAAAAGGGAAAUAUUCCUUUUGUGGAAGGCUCAGCAGUGGAGGGGAGAGAUGUGGAUUCGGGAUUAGAGCAGAGGGAAGUUGAAGGGAUUGAUGAAGUUAGGAAAGAGGUGUUUUUGUUGGAGGAUGACGAUGAGGAGGAUCAGAGUAACAAUGCAGGAAAGUAAUGUUGUAUAUGAAUGAUGGUUUA
Moneuplotes crassus is the source of this 1747-nucleotide messenger RNA. NCBI's taxonomy places the organism in Eukaryota, Ciliophora, Spirotrichea, Euplotida, Euplotidae. The record is from the annotation of a GenBank genome assembly.